UUGAUAGCAGCAUGGUCACUAGGGGCAGCGUCUAGUCGUGUUGCUCUUGCGGAAGUCAUCUUGAUCACCUGAUAAACGCAGAAAUGGCUGGCAGGCUGAUGCAAGCAGCGAGAUGCCCGACAGAUGAACUGUCUCUCACAAAUUGUGUGGUUGCAAGUGAGAAGGACUUUAAAUCUGGGCAACAAUUGAGCAUUAAAACCACACCCACUCAGAAGUUUGUGUUCACGGUGAAAACCCACUCAAGCGUGGUGCCAGGAACUAUUGCCUUCAGUCUACCUCAGAGGAAAUGGGCUGGACUCUCUCUAAACCAGGAUGUGGAAGUGAGUGUCUACAACUUUGACCCGUCGAGACAGUACGUGGGAACCAUGACGCUAGAGAUCGACUUCCUCCAGAAGAAGAGUGUUGACAGCAACCCAUACGACUCUGAUAAAAUGGCGAUUGAGUUUAUCCAGUUUUUUUCCGCACAGGCCUUUAGCAUGGGCCAGCAGUUUGUCUUCAGCUACUGUGAUAAGCUCUUUGCACUGCUCAUCAAAGAUAUCGAGGCCAUGGAUCCCAGCAUCCUUAGAGGCGAGCAAAGCUCUAGCAAAAAACGGAAGAUUGAGAUUGGACUGUUGCAUGGCAACAGUCAGGUGAUUUUUGAGAAAUCGGAGAGCUCGUCUCUAAAUUUGAUUGGAAAAGCAAAGACCAGAGGUUCUCGGCAGUCCAUCAUCAACCCAGACUGGAACUUUGAGCGAAUGGGCAUCGGAGGCCUGGACAAGGAGUUCUCAGACAUCUUCCGCCGGGCCUUCGCCUCGCGAGUCUUUCCUCCAGAUAUAGUGGAGCAGAUGGGCUGUAAACACGUGAAGGGGAUCUUGUUGUUUGGGCCGCCCGGCUGUGGUAAAACCCUGAUGGCGCGUCAGAUUGGUAAGAUGCUGAAUGCCAGAGAGCCGAAGGUGGUCAACGGGCCAGAGAUUCUGAACAAAUAUGUGGGCGAGUCAGAGGCCAACAUCAGAAAGCUGUUUGCUGAUGCAGAGGAAGAACAGAAGAGGUUGGGGGCCAACAGUGGACUGCACAUCAUCAUAUUUGAUGAAAUUGAUGCCAUCUGUAAACAACGUGGCAGCAUGGCAGGCAGCACUGGGGUCCACGACACUGUAGUCAACCAGCUACUGUCUAAGAUCGAUGGCGUAGACCAGCUCAACAACAUCCUGGUCAUUGGAAUGACCAACAGGCCUGACCUGAUCGAUGACGCCCUCUUGAGGCCGGGUAGACUGGAAGUCAAAAUGGAGAUUGGUUUGCCUGACGAGACAGGCCGUGUUCAGAUCCUGAAUAUCCACACUGCAAAAAUGAGUCAGGCAAACAUGCUGGCCAAAGAUGUUGACAUAAAGGAGCUUGCUGUUGAGACCAAGAACUACAGCGGAGCAGAGCUGGAAGGGCUUGUGCGAGCAGCCCAGUCGACUGCCAUGAACUGUCACAUCAAGGCCACUACUCAGGUGGAGGUGGACACUGAAAAGGCUCAGAUGCUGCAAGUCAGCAGGAGUGACUUCAUGGCCUCUCUGAAUAAUGACAUCAAGCCUGCUUUUGGCUCUAAUCAGGAGGAUUACUCUAGUUACAUCAUGAACGGAAUUGUGAAAUGGAGCAAUGGUGUGUCUGAUAUACUGGGAGAUGGAGACCUUUUGGUGCAACAGACCAAGAACAGUGAACGCACACCGCUAGUAACUGUGCUUUUAGAAGGCAAGUCUUACACACAAACAUUGUUAACACUUUACAAUGGUCGUAAGUUGCUGAUUCUUGGCACAACUAGCCGGAAGGAUGUUCUGCAGGAGAUGGGCAUGUUGGACUCUUUCAGCACUACAAUUCACAUCCCUAACAUCUCUAGAGGAGAACAUCUCAUGGAGGCCCUGGAGCUUCUCGGGGGCUUCCAGGAAGAAGAGCGAGCAACUAUCGCAAAACAGGUGAAAGGACAAACGGUGUGGCUCGGCAUUAAGAAGCUGCAGAUGCUCAUUGAGAUGUCACUGCAGAUGCCUUUGGAAUACAGAGUUAACAAGUUCUUGGCACUACUGAGAGAAGAAGGAGCGUUGGGCUCUAACAAACAUGUGGCCAUAUAGUCUUGGGUGCAGGGGAGUAGCCUGACAAGCCAAGGCUAUUUUGAAGCUGUUAAAGGAGUCAGGAAAACACUGAGUGCACUUGAGAGACUGAGAGAGAGAGAGCAGACACACCUACAGCAUAUCUCUCUAUCCCUCACUUUCCUUAAGUAUAUGUACAGCAUGUUUCCAUGGGAAAUGCAGACACACUAGCUCCUUGAUUCCUCACUACAAGUGCAAAGGGUCUCAUAUUUGUACAGUGCCUCAGUUGUCUUAUGACAUCAGGAAUUUUUAAAUAGUACCUGCAUGUAUAUAAAGGUGUUUAUAUAUAUAAUGUAUCAUAUUUAUAUGUAUUUACUGACAUGAACCAUUCCUGUCAAUAAUGCCUUACUCCUAAAUGUGUCCUUACUGGGGUGUGUGAAUUUAACAAUGGUAAAAUUCUCUGACCAAAUCCUCUGCUCGCUUUUCUCUUUGUCAUGGAUGGACUUAUUAUCUUAACAGUUAGUGCCUGCCAAUAACAAUAUUGAAAUGCUCACUCCUGUGCCUUAGCAUGCCAGUUGCAGUUUGUUUAUUGCUUUUAUUGUUUUCUGACUAGAAAAAGAUCUGUGUAUUUUAGGGAACUAUCCGUCCUUCUUAUAUUGCUCGGGACAUUCCAUGUCAGGAACAUAGGAAAGGUCUUGGUCUCAGCCCCUCGCCCCAGUCUAAUGGGUAACAUAGCGGCCUUAAGCAUUGUGUACAGGAUGGAAACCCGCGACCUACCUCCCUUCUGCCAAAAGUGCCAAGAUAGUUCACAUUGGCCUUGAAUUCACCUCUUCUUUCUCUUGAUGUCUCUUACAUGCAUACUUUCUCUCUCAAAACAUUAUGACCCCUUUAUGACUUUUACUGUUGAACUGUGAAAGUCAUCGUGAUUGAACCACAUUUAAAUAUAGAAUUUGAGGUUUGUAUACAUUUUGGAUCUUUGCAAAUUUUGGACUGCAUGUCACACACUAGUACUUGUAGUAGCUGCCUUUAUUGUCAAACAUUUGGACUAUAAAUUAUGUUUUCAUGGCAUAAACUGUAGAGGAAUUAAUUACUGCAAUUUCCUAUUAAAUAUAAAUAUAAAUAAUGUCUUCGAUGAUUUCCUGAUUAAAAUGCGGUUUUAAGAUGGCAAUAAAUGACUGCAGUUAUUGUUGAUUUGUAAGAAUUUGCUUUUUUUUCAUUGAGACUAAGGUUGUGUUCAUACUUAGCAGGUCUGGUUUAAAAUGAACUGUCUACUCUGGUGCAAUUGCUCUGUUAGUGCGCUAUAUUUGAAUAAGUGUGAACUUUGCCAUCUGAACAUUAGUGUGCACAUAAAAGCGGCUCAAGAACCCAUGAAAAGGUGGAUCUUGGUCCACUCCCAAACAAACUUUGGUACAGUUUGACUGAUAUAUGAACCCAGUAUGGACCAAAGACAGAAUGCUCAAAAAAGACAGAAUGCUCAAGCAUACUUGCUUGAUUCUUCUUGUCAUAAGAGCUGUGUUGCCCAUUACCACAACUUAAAUA
Messenger RNA from Sinocyclocheilus grahami, 3581 nucleotides. RefSeq names its product vesicle-fusing ATPase-like. The coding region runs from base 84 to 2084 and encodes 666 amino acids. Gene Ontology annotation, molecular function: ATP binding; ATP hydrolysis activity. Gene Ontology annotation, biological process: intra-Golgi vesicle-mediated transport; SNARE complex disassembly; Golgi to plasma membrane protein transport. The transcript is spliced from 19 exons. The record is from RefSeq and is a predicted model, not a curated record. Gene Ontology annotation, cellular component: Golgi stack. Lineage: Eukaryota; Metazoa; Chordata; Actinopteri; Cypriniformes; Cyprinidae.